AGAAACAGAGUAGUACAAGUUCUCCACGCACAAUCAUAUAAAUCAGUUUUCAUGCUAUCCUCAACAGAAGAUAACUGGAGAUACUAUGAUGCUCUUUCUUUCACCCAACAGCCAAGACAGGUACUUUCCAGUGCAUUAACUAAAGCUACCCAAUGGGCCUAAUGGGCUUUCUUAUUGCAGCACAAAGAAAGACUCUCAUCGUCUUCCAACUCUCGAGAUGAUGCCCUACAAAGUCUUCUCUCUCUGCUACGCUAUCUUCUUCUUUCGAUCUAGUACAGAAGCUACAGUUUAUCAAUGCAUUCCCUUUCGUUUCCAUCUUCUUCUUCAUCCCUUCUAUCUUCUCUGCUUGCUUUCAACUCUUCACGUCUUCUCUCUUUGCAACCAAAGAAACUAACUCGUCUUCAAAGUCACUACCUUUCUCCUAAACUUUCCACUAAACAGUCUGAUGCGUCUCGUCACAGAGCGUUUUCUGUUUCCUCCUCUUCCCCACCAGAGGAAACAGUCUCCAUGGUCGAUUUCCACGAGAAAGACUGGUCCUUUCUCGAAUCCAUGGAAACCGAACAGACCCAGAAGCUCGAAAAGAUCAUAAAGGCUGGAGAAGUAACAGAGUCUUCGAGGGUUCUGGUCUCGUUUAGCUCAGAAGCGUUCGUUGACCGUCUGGUGGAGUCUUCGCCUUCCCAGCUCUUGCUUAUAGUCCACGACUCCCUUUUCAUGUUGGCCUGCGUCAAAGAGAAAUACGACAAAGUCAAAUGCUGGCAAGGAGAGUUUAUCUAUGUUCCUGAGAAAUGGGCUCCUUUAGAUGUCGUGUUUCUCUACUUUCUUCCGGUUUUGCCUUUUGGUCUGGACGAGGUGUUCAAGACACUGUCUCAACGUUGUUCUUCAGGUGCACGAGUAGUAAUCAGUCACCCGCAAGGUAGAGAGGGCUUGAAGCAGCAAAGGAAGGAGUUUCCAGACGUGGUUGUCUCUGAUUUACCUGAUGACUCCACAUUGAAGAGUGUUGCUAAGAAGCAUUCGUUUGAGUUAACUCAGUUCGUUGAUGAACAAGGACUUUACCUUGCUGUUCUUACCUUCUCCAAACAAUAGAUUCUGUUCCUGUUGUCUUUGUAAUGAAAUGCACGAAUCAUUUUUGAGCAAAUCAGAACCUUUUUGAAAAGAUAAAUAAUUAUGUAAAGAAACU
This is a messenger RNA of Brassica oleracea var. oleracea, 1177 nucleotides long. RefSeq lists its product as uncharacterized. The record is from RefSeq and is a predicted model, not a curated record. The transcript is spliced from 2 exons. The coding region runs from base 295 to 1083 and encodes 262 amino acids. Lineage: Eukaryota; Viridiplantae; Streptophyta; Magnoliopsida; Brassicales; Brassicaceae.